This is a messenger RNA of Trypanosoma conorhini, 3969 nucleotides long. RefSeq names its product putative kinesin. The record is from RefSeq and is a predicted model, not a curated record. The coding region runs from base 1 to 3969 and encodes 1322 amino acids. Lineage: Eukaryota; Euglenozoa; Kinetoplastea; Trypanosomatida; Trypanosomatidae. Gene Ontology annotation, molecular function: microtubule binding; plus-end-directed microtubule motor activity; ATP binding. The transcript has a single exon. Gene Ontology annotation, biological process: microtubule-based movement.
AUGGCGUCCGAGACAUCGGCGGUGUUUGUGACGGUGCGUGUGCGGCCGCUCAACGCACGCGAGUCGCCGCUUGAAUGUGCGGUGACCGUCCUCGACGACCACACCGUCACCCUGAUAGACCUUGCUAACACAGCGAUGAGCGCCAGUAGCAGCAUCAGCGGCCAGCAGCACGUCUUUACGUUUGACAAGAUCUUCUGGAGCGUGCCGCCGGAUGUGUUGCCUUACGACCCUUCAUCGGCGACCCCGGCAACUUCCUCGCCACGUUUGUCGCUUGCAGAGGGCAUGUCACAACCUCUUCUCUCCCGCAGUGCAUCUCUUGUGUCGGGUGGCCAUUUGCCAUGCACCAGGAGCAACAGUCUUGUUAGUAAUUUUCCAGAUACGUCCUCUGUUACCACGUUGCGGGUGCCCUUUAGCGGUUUGCCGUGCUUCGCCCGUGUGCCGGAGUACGAUGACCAGGCAUCCGUCUACGCAUUCAUUGGCCCGCGUUUGUACGAGGCGGUCAUGACCGGGUACAAUGCAUGCCUCUUUGCAUAUGGGCAGACAGGCAGUGGGAAGACGCACAGUUUGCUUGGGCCACCCGAGGAUCACGUGCUGCGUUCCGAGGAGCGCGGCAUUAUUCCACGCCUCUGCGAGGACAUUUUCGAGUUGAUGCGAAAGGAGCGCGAGGAAGAUGAAUCCGUCACGUAUAAUGUGGAGUGCUGUUUUUUAGAAAUUUACUGUGAACGGGUCCGCGAUUUACUGUUCCACAGCAAUGGCGGGGGCAACGCUGGUUUGCGUAGAGAGUCAUCAACCUCUCAAGGCGGUGCAGGGGUCGGCCACUUGCAGCCGCCGUUACGUGUCCGGCAGCACCCGGCACGUGGACCGUACGUGGAGGGCCUCUCACUUGUGAAGGUUCGCGAUGCGGCUAGUGUCAUGCGACAGCUUCUGACCGGUCUGCGUGAGCGCGCGACGUCAUCGACGAAAAUGAACGAGUACAGCAGUCGCAGUCACGCUAUCCUGCAGCUGCACAUCACACGUGUGACAGUAUUGCGGGAGGAAGCCGCGGUGGUGACAAAGACGCGGGUCUGCAAAGUCAGCAUGGUUGACCUCGCCGGGAGUGAGCGGGUCACGCAGUCUGGUGCCACAGGUGAUCGGUUCGAGGAGGCCCGCAAUAUUAACUUGUCUCUCACCACGCUUGGGCGGGUUAUUCUGCAGCUAUCUGAAAAGCAAUCCGGAAAGCAUGUCAUUCCCGCGUACCGCGACAGCGUGCUCACCUGGCUGCUCUCCGACAGCUUGGGUGGCAACAGUAAAACGAUGAUGCUCGCCACCAUCGCGCCCUCAGCCUACUGCUACCAGCAGUCCCUCAACACACUUCGCUUUGCGGGGGUGACAAAGAAGGUGAUCAACGUCGCCACCGUCAACGAGGACCUCCACUUCCAGAAGCUGAUUGCGGCACUGCGGCAGCAAAUUGUGAAGUUGACGUUCCAGCUGGAAGAGGGGAAGGCGGCGGAAGUCCACCACGAGGAGAUUCAAGCGAUGCGUCGCGAAAGGGAUGAGCUUGAGUCCCAGUUGGUCUCCAUGCGGACGACAAUGUCGAAGAUGGUGCCAGUAACUGAGCUGGCGGCGCUUGAGCGACGCGUUGCAGAUCUUGACGAGGCCAACGUGCAGCUCCGCAAGGAGAAGAAUCAGCUGCAGCGACAACUUAUUUCAUCCACGACGGCGCUUCGCGAAGAGUUGGCCCAGCAACGUGGGGAAAUUAUGAGCCUGCACGAGGCGCUACUGCAGAAAGGUGGUGAGCUGGAAGAGUGGAAAAGGCGCCACCGCGAGGAUUCUGUGAGGGCUGGGAUGCCGCCCCCAAAACUGCAACAGCAGGCACAGCCGCAGCCGCAGCCGUCGCAAUAUGUAGCGAGUGCCUCCUCUGCUGAUGCGAAAGCGGGGCCGGACUCGAAGCGUUCAUCGCCCCCAGCUUGGCAGCAGGGCGUUGGUCAUAACGGCCUGGAGUCACCACCGCCGCUUGUGGUUGCGGAGCGGUCAAGCCGCCGCGAGGAGGCGUUGGAGCGUCGCGUUGGUGUGCUCACGAGGGAGGUGAAGGCCGAGCGUCAGCGCGCUGAGGAGGCAGAGCGGGCGCGGAAGAGUUUACAUGCAAAAAUCAGGACGCUGCAGCAGGAGCUGGACGCCGCGGCAGAUGCGUUGAACGAGACGCAGCGGCGCCUCGCGGAGAAGGCGCACUCACUUGAUGUGACGCAGUCCGACUUGGCCGCAACGCGGACGAUGCUGCGUGUGGAGCGCAGCGCCAAGUCGACAGCGGAGCGGGAGAGCGAACUCGUCGCUCAGCUGGAGCAGACCCGCGCCGAGUACUUCAACGAAAAAAGAACCACCGUCGACCUGCUGACGCGUGUGUCGAAUGUUGAACAGCGCAACUUGAAGCUGAAAAAAGAAGUGACGGCAAAGGCAAGGGACAUUCAUGAGCUCGAACAACUUCUUCUUGAGGAGACGGAGACGUCCGAGCGGUACUACCUCCGGCUGCGCUACUAUCGUGACGUCUUCGGUAUGUCAAUGUCGCAUUGGCGCAGGUCUGUCGCCGCGCAUGCAAAACAGGUCGUCACACUCCGCGGCGAUGUGGAGCGUGGUGGGGAUAGGCGCUGUGACGCUGGUAGCCGCGUCGCUGUUGCGGGCAUUGCGUGGGAAGAGGCGGCAUGUGAGUGCGCACGCAGUGAGGCGUAUAGCCGUGCUCUGCUUGAGCAGGAGUGCCUCAACGCCACGUUAGAGCUGCUUGGUCAAAAAACCCUCCUGUAUGAGCUCAUCAUUGGGGCAACAAACAGUGAGCUUCUCACGCUGCGUGCGGUGUCCGCGGAGGCAGACGAAGAGCCACAGCGACUACGGCGCAAAGUAGAGUCGUUGGAGUCGAUCAUUGAGAAGGCGGCCGAGGAGAGGCUCGAGUGGCAGGCAACACUCCAAACCAGCGAGAGCGCGCGCAAGCGCCUCUCGCGGCAGCUGGAGGACCUGACAGACCAGGUGGAGCAGCUGCAGCAGAGUAACAAUGCGCUUAUUGAGAAGCUUGUAGAGGCCCAGUCGUCAGAUGGGUUUCACACACGCGGCGUGCCUAGCAGCGACGGCGACCUGACGCCUAGAGGAGAAGAGGAAGGGCAAGAAGCAGAGGAACUGGAAACGCAACCCGUGCCAACAAAGCAACCACAGCGGCUGCUGCGGUUGAAGCAGCGUCUAGAGAGGCAGGUGACCCAGUAUCAAGAGGAGUUGGGACUGCUGCAUGCGCAGCUGGAGAAGGAGCGAAACGACAGAGUGGAGAGAACCCGAUCCAUGCAGCGCGAGAAGGAGGGUUUUACGCAGGAGUUAAGGCGCGUGCGGAGUGAGUGCAAUGCGUCCAUAAAGGAAAGCAGGCAGAUUGUGAAGGACUACGAGACACGUGUAAAUGAAUUACAGGAGUUGAUUACUACACUGCGCGCGGCGCUUGAGGAAGAAUGUAACAAUGCCGACAGAGCGAGGGAUGGGAUGGUGCGAGCGGAACUAUCGAAGCGGGAAACGAUGGAAGAGCUGCGACGCGUGACCGCCUCGCGGGAUGCGCUUGAGAUGAGCCGCGAUGACGCCGAGCGACGCUUUAAUGAAUUACAUGCGCAUGUGCAGGAGCUACAGAUGGCCUAUUACGAAUUGGAGAGGCAACUCGCCGGGAUGACGCUUCCCACCGCGGAUGUCUACCUUACCAUCGACCGCGGGGCUGACGGUAGUGGCGACGGCGAGGACAGCUGGAUGCAGAAGGCGCAGCGCGAGAAGGCGGUGCUGGAGCGACAGAAGCAGAGUGUGCAGCGCCUAAAUCAGGAGCUGCUGGCGACGGUGCGACAACGCAACGAGUCCCUGCGGGCGGUGCUCCGGCAAAUCACGAAGAUGCAGCGCGGCGGUGUCUCGCCGGAGAUGGAAGACAUGCCAGGCGCAACGGACAACAGUCCGCUUUCGGAGCAGUUUAAGUUCCAGUAG